GGACUCCAUUUGAUAACUUUGAAAGAUGGCGGAACACGAGAAAAUGUCGCGGGAAAAUGUUGAUCAAGAAGAAAACAUCACUAUGGUAGAUUUCCUUGCAGAAGAAGAAAAACUAGAAGCCGAUGCAAAAGCUGUUCUAGGUGGCAGUGAUCCCAAAAAUUGCACUUAUCCUCAAGGUUACCUUUCUCGUCAAGCUCUUUAUGCUUGUUCUACAUGUACUCCUGAUCCAGCCCAGCCUGCAGGAAUCUGUCUUGCAUGCAGUUAUGAAUGCCAUGAGGGUCACGAACUCUUUGAAUUGUAUACAAAGAGGAAUUUUAAAUGUGAUUGUGGCAAUAAAAAAUUUCCAAACCGCUGUAAACUGUUUAGUGAAAAAUCUGAUUAUAAUGAACUUAAUCAAUACAGCCAAAAUUUUGUUGGUAAAUAUUGCACUUGUAAGAGGCCUUAUCCUGACCCUGAGGAUGAUAUUGAUGAUGAGAUGUUCCAAUGUGUUAUCUGUGAAGAUUGGUACCAUCAGAGACAUUUGAAUGCUGAUUUUCCUGAACAUGAUGAUAGUGUAGAGGUUGUAUGUAGUAGCUGCAUGAAAAAGUGUCCCUUCCUCUGGGCAUACCAAGCUGCUAAUACAGCUGUAAAGAUAGAAAAAUGCAAUGAAAAUGUUGAUGUAGAUGUGGAAUCUCACAAAAACAAACCUCAGUCUGAUGGUUGUGCUGACACUAAACAGAAAAAAGACCCCGAAGAAAAGAAAUCAACACAGUCUGGUGAGUCUUUUCAGAAGAAGACUGAAGAUGGUAAUCCUUCUGACAAAGAUAAUAACUUGAAUCCUGCUGAGGAAAAAUGUGUGUACAGACAACUACAAAAUGAUGAUGUUAUCUUGAAAGAGCAUUCAACAUAUUGGAAAGAAGGUUGGCGUUCUUAUCUGUGUUCAUGUUCAAAAUGCCUGGAGAUGUAUAAGAGCCACAAGGUCGCUUUCCUGUUAGAUGAGAAGGAUCCUAUUAGUGUUUAUGAAGAACAAGGGCAACAGGUUAACUCUAAUGCUCCAACUGGAAUGGAUGCCCUCUCCAAAAUGAACAGAGUCCAACAGAUGGAAGUGAUCCAUGGAUAUAAUGACUUAAAAUCUGAGCUGACAGACUACCUAAAGAAAUUUGCCGAUUCCAAGAAGGUUGUAAGAGAAGAAGAUAUCAGAGAAUUCUUCACAGGUUUAGAAGCUAGAAAACGCCAGAGGACCAAUACUAUCCCUUCCCAUUUCUGCAAAUAAAUUUCUAGCACCCAUUCUCAGGUCCAGGAUACCAACAUCUUGUAAUAUCACAUAAAUUUUUGAAAUAAUCAGUCAUUUCUUCCAAAACUUAAUUGUUUUUCUUAUCUUGUACUUUUUUCCUUUUAUUACAUCUGUUUAUUUUUAUUUUCCCAUUUCAACUAUCAUACGAAAUUGUUACAAAAAUAAUUACCUUCUUCAUUGCAAGUUUUUAAAAGAGGUUAUUUAAUUUUAAUUUUUUUGUUUCUUGUUCUUUUCCAUUCAUAAAGUUAAAUGAAAAUAAAAACCAAAAUUGGUAUUUCA
Octopus sinensis (East Asian common octopus) is the source of this 1552-nucleotide messenger RNA. RefSeq names its product putative E3 ubiquitin-protein ligase UBR7. Bases 26 to 1252 code for a protein of 408 amino acids. The record is from RefSeq and is a predicted model, not a curated record. NCBI's taxonomy places the organism in Eukaryota, Metazoa, Mollusca, Cephalopoda, Octopoda, Octopodidae. Gene Ontology annotation, cellular component: cytoplasm. The transcript is spliced from 11 exons. Gene Ontology annotation, molecular function: zinc ion binding; ubiquitin protein ligase activity.